Symbiodinium necroappetens is the source of this 2391-nucleotide messenger RNA. The record is from the annotation of a GenBank genome assembly. NCBI's taxonomy places the organism in Eukaryota, Dinophyceae, Suessiales, Symbiodiniaceae.
AUGAUGUUUUCUGCUGGAAAAGGAGUUUUAGGCUUCCGCCUGGACCAUCAGAUUGCUUAUGCAAAGCGAGCUUCCCCUUCUAAACAAAAACGUGACGGAGCGAGAGCAGUGGCACAUCGUCGGCAUCUUGAACAGCAGAAGGAAGUUGCGGUUUCGUGUCGAUUGUGUCGGAAACCUGGUCGGUCCAGCUCAAGCCGCGCGUCAGCUCGGAAACGGCGCUUGGCUUGGUUGGCCUGGCGAUCUGAUCGACAUGCUGACCUUCCGCAAGACAAGCUGUGGGUCUUGGACCGACUCAGGAUUGCCGCAGAAACUGGUACGAGUGCUUUUGGUGCCUUUGUCUCAACUUUUGCGCCGCAGAAAAGCGUUGGACGGCAGCGUGAUUGUUUUCCAUUGGCAACCAUUGCUGCGCUUAGUUACAAGCCGCCUGCUUUCUCUACUUUGCGUUGGGCCGUGCUUCGGGAGUUCGUCAACUUCGUCAUAGCUGCCUUGAACUGGCUCUUCGGGGUGUCGAAGACCACUCGUGCCUGCCAACCUCACACUGGUGCUCAACAGAGUGUCAUCGAGUUCAUCCUCGACCGAGUGCUCAGCACGCUUGGCAGAUUGCAAGAGGUAGUUCCAGGUUCGUGGGAGCAUCAUCUGCCCGACUUUGUUCCUUGGACAGCUAGGCCCGCGCCGUGCACCUUCCAAGAGCUGGAAGCGGGCAGGGUGGACAACCUUUCAGUUGCGGCAACUUGCGACCCUUUGCCACACUUGCCGCCGCACGUGCAAGACGUGGUGACAAGCGCAAAGUCCAUGUUCCAAGAUGCCCCUUGCGACUUGGCGAGCUUUGAGAAGUUUUCGGCAGGCGCACGUGAGGAGUACGCAAAACUGGUCACUCUGCAGCUGCGCUGUGGCAAGCUGGGGUUGGCAACGUCCUGCUCUGGUGGUGGCACCUCCUUUACUGUGGGGAAACCAGGUGGCAACCGUCUUCGUGAAGUGUGGCACGGGAGGCGCGUGUCGCAGGCUGCCCAGGUGCCACCUAAGCCACGGCACCUUGCUUCGCCAACUGCUUUGUCCUUUCUGGAGUGCUCCAAGGACCGCCCCCUUCGUGUCAGCAAGCGGGAUGCCUCUUGCUGGUUCGACCAGCUGGAACUCCCUGCUUCUUUGCGACUGUUCAUGGCAAAGCCGGCGGUCUCCACUGAUGAGCUGGUCAAGGCCGGCAUGACGUGCCAAGAGCAGCUGCUUUACAUGGAGGCUGGACACGAUUGGCAAGAGGGACAGCUUUUUCCUGUGCAUCAUGUGUGGCCAAUGGGCUUUGCUUGGUCCUCUUACAUCGCCCAGGAGGUCAUGCUCAUGAUUUGCAGCAGGGCUGGAAUCCAGGAGACUUCUUUGCUUGCUUGUGACUGUGAAACACCGAGCUCUUUCAGGUCUGUGGCAGCAGUGGCAACGGAUGAUGUGAUGUUCUUCAGUGAUGCUGGACCUGGUGUGACUCGUCAGGCAGCUAACGCCUUCGAUGAUGAAAUGACAGCUCAAGGUGCUCUCCGCAAUGCCAAAAAGGACGUGAAUGACCAGCUGAAUGCCACCUGUGUGGGCGUGGAUUUGGUGAGUGGGUGCUACCUGGACAUUCCAGGCAGGUUGCUCGCGCUGCUCAUUACUUUUCUGUUCUUGAGCACGCAGGGUCGUGCCUCUCCCAAACAGGUGCACCAACUGCUUGGAACGCUUCAAUGGUAUGAUUUGCUCGUGCGGCCGAAGCUUUCAAUCUAUGAGGCUGUCUACAAGUUCACCGGGAACAAAGAUGACGAUGUAGUCGUAGCUAUUCCACCAGGUGUUCUUGCAGAACUAGCUUGCAGCCUUUGCCUUGGAGUUUUUUGGCGAUGUGAUUUGACACGACCUUUUCUUCCAUUGCUUGCUGCAACCGACGCCAGCACUGAGUUUGGCUUCGGUGCUUCAGUGCUGCAGGCUCCAGUUUCGUUGGUGCGACAGGUUGCUCGCUGGGCUGAGAAGCAGGGGGCGUUCCUCAUCAUGGACGGGGGUACAGCCACGAAGUCUCGCCUGGGGCCAUGCCAUCGCCUAGGCGUCCGUCUUGACCAGUUCUCAGACAUCUUCAGUGUGCGCAAGAAAUUUUCCGGCCACAUCAACGUCUUAGAGGGCGAGGCCUUCGUGCUGUAUUUGCGAUGGCUGCUCCGCGCUCGCAAGCACCACGGCAGGCGAGUGGUGGUAUUACUGGAUUCUGCCGUCUGGCUUGGCGCUGCGGCUAAAGGACGCUCGUCAUCCCAACUGAACAGGCUCCUGCGAAAGGUGGCGGCGCUCACUCUGGCUGGGAAUCUUCAGCUGAAUCUCAUCCUGGUGCCUUCGGCAGAAAAUCCUUCAGAUGCUCCUUCGAGGGGCGUGCGACGGCGUCGGAAGAAGUGA